CGUUGCCAUUGGUGACCGCGCUCGGUUUUCGAUUGGCUGCCUUCCUGUGCUCUCGGCAAUCGUUCGCUCACGUCUGUGCAGGAGACAAGAUGGCGGCCUCCGGGAGCGCAGUGCUGGGCCGGGGAUUGGAUAUUAGUUUGGCGGCCCUGAGGCGACACGACCCGUAUAUUCAGUCUAUCGUGGAUGUGGCCAGCCAGGUGGCUCUUUAUACGUUUAGCCAUAAGGCCAGUGAGUGGGAGAAGACUGAUGUGGAAGGAACACUGUUUGUGUAUACAAGAUCUGCAUCGCCCAAACAUGGCUUCACUAUCAUGAACAGGCUGAGCAUGGAGAAUCGGACAGAGCCAAUCACUAAGGAUCUGGAUUUCCAGCUACAAGAUCCGUUUCUGCUGUAUCGCAAUGCCCGGUUUUUUAUCUACGGGAUUUGGUUUUAUGACAAAGAAGAGUGCCAGAGAAUUGCCGAACUCAUGAAAAACUUAACUCAGCAGGAGCAAGUGAAAGCUCAACAGGGAGCCGCCAGCGGAGUCUCUCCAAUGACCCUGGGCACAGGAGAAGGAAAGGAGGUGGAUAUAUUGCAGAUGUUAACCAAAGCAAAGGAUGAGUACAGCAAGUGCAAGUGCUCUGAACCCAAGAUGAUCACCAACUCAUCCGCCAUCUACACCAACCCCAACCUCAUCAAGCCCAUUGCAGUGAAACCCAGUGAGUCCCAGCCUGUGCCACAGCCAGGGAAGGCUCCGGAGUCCGAAAAGCAACAUUUAUCGCUCGCGGCUCUGUUCGGAAAGCCAGACAAAGCACAAGAGGAGACGAGACUUCAUUCCGAGCCCGGCACUGUCCGCCAUUCUGUGGUCCGUUCCCUGUCCUAUGAAGAAGCUGGGAAAGUGGUGGAUAAUGUCGAGAAGCAGCUCUGCCCGGCAAUCCAGAAGCUUAUGGUGGCAGGGGGUGGGUUGCAACCCGUCUCAGAGAUUCCUGAGAACCAUAAUGGCAGAUAUCCACCCGACAGGGACAUCUUCCCUGGUUUAUUCCAGCUGGUCACCCAGCAGACUCCCUUUUCCAGUGAAGACUAUGAGAGUGGGAAGAAUCUCUUGCAAACGCUUCACACAGCCCAGGUGGUGGGGCCCAAAGCAGAUGUGGCGUCCUCAUGCACCGCACAAUCCCUUAAUUACUAUGACAGCUCUCUACAGAGCCAACAGACUCCAGCCUCAAUGCCUCCUUUGUCUUCUGAACCCGUCAUGGGCUCCGGCACCAUCUCCCCACAGGAGCUGCUCAAGAAGCUAAAUUUGGUGCGUCAGGAGCAGCAAAUGCAAAGCAAUCCCAGGCCGGCCCUAGCGGCAAAAUUCCCGGUGGUCUCCCAGAGCGUGACGAAAACAUCUUGGGUGGAAAGUAUUCCUCAGCUCGAGAAACAGAAUCUGCUUCUUCAGGCCUGUUCUCCUCAGCGUAUUCCGGCCUCCGUGUCACCAGCCCUCCUCAUGUCCCCCAUGGUAUUUGCCCAGCCGAACCUGCAGACCAGGACAAACGGAACAGCCAACCUCUCCACCAAAGAGCCCUCCAAUCUGCUCUUCCCCACGGCACUCCCAGACAACCCGGCCUGCACAAACACCCUGAAUAGCUGGAAUAUUGCCCUCACCAGGAGUCAGCUCCAGGAGGCCCUGCUGCACCUCAUCCAGAAUGACGACAGUUUCCUGAAUACAAUUUACGAGACCUACCUUUCAGUGCUGGGACAGGGGGGACCAGGCGGACGGAAGACCUAAACACUUCCCACCCUUGUGUGUGUGUGUGUGUGACGUACAUUCCAUUUGGACAUUUUGCAGUUCAUGGCAGAAAGCCUGGCAUAACAGGGUUCAUGCUACAAUGCACAAACAAAUCGUAAGGGGGGUUUACAGCCGGCUCUAUAGGCAUUCAGGCAAAAUAGGCAGAAAUCUAUUAACCUAAAUCUAUAGACUGCUUAUUAAAGGUCAACUAAACCUUUUCCUAAUUAAAAUACAUGCUCUAACGGCAGACUGGAUAUCCUGUACGUGCUUGGAUGCAGACUGUAAAAGACUGUAACUGCAAUCAUUUAGCAAGUGCUACUUAAGUCCCAUCUGGACACUAUCCCCUCUAUGUCCCUCCUCUGGGGUACAUUACAUUACAUCCAGUUAACCCCUCAGUAUUAAUCUGCACUCUUUUUCUCUUGGUUUUUGAGCUGCUCUCCUUCCUUCAUGACCAUGGGAAAGAGAGCAGCCUUGAAGUAGAAGCAAUUAAAAAUGAACACUUGCUACGUGGGCUAAUGUGAAUUUACCAUUUAAUAUCCUCCUUAUAUUCUCUCCUGUGAAAAAUACCAGCCAUGUUUCUAUGCAGAUAUUUACUAGGCAAUGCCCCCAACGAAGAAUUUGGCGCAUCCCUAAUAUAACGUUUUAACCCAAAUUUUUCUCGCCGAUUGAAGCGGUGUUGCAGAAGUGUAGCAGGGAUGUUUUAAAUUGUGUGUGUGUGGGGGCUUCUUUUUAUUGUAAAUGGUUGCAAAACGGAGAUGUAUAUAUCUUGCAAGAAAUCUGACUUUUUCUGCGCUUUCAACGCUUUUUUUUUUUUGGAUGAAACGCACUAUUUUUUAAACUUUUGUGCUGGAAAUCUUUCAGGGGUCUAUGAAGGAGGGGUCUAACGCAAGGGGUUUCUAUUGCAUCACAAUACCUCGGCUUUCCUGUCCUGUUUCUUUUUUUAUUUUGUAAAAAAAAAAAAAAUAAACGAAAAAAUUCAAAAUGA
Messenger RNA from Xenopus laevis (African clawed frog), 2730 nucleotides. RefSeq names its product decapping mRNA 1B S homeolog (gene dcp1b.S). The coding region runs from base 90 to 1745 and encodes 551 amino acids. Gene Ontology annotation, biological process: deadenylation-independent decapping of nuclear-transcribed mRNA; deadenylation-dependent decapping of nuclear-transcribed mRNA. Gene Ontology annotation, molecular function: 5'-(N(7)-methylguanosine 5'-triphospho)-[mRNA] hydrolase activity; mRNA binding; enzyme activator activity. The transcript has 9 exons. Lineage: Eukaryota; Metazoa; Chordata; Amphibia; Anura; Pipidae. Gene Ontology annotation, cellular component: P-body; cytoplasm; nucleus. The record is from RefSeq and is a predicted model, not a curated record.